Molecule: messenger RNA, 7308 nt
Organism: Naumovozyma castellii
Lineage: Eukaryota; Fungi; Ascomycota; Saccharomycetes; Saccharomycetales; Saccharomycetaceae
Gene: PRP8
Product: U4/U6-U5 snRNP complex subunit PRP8
Exons: 1
Coding region: 1-7308 (2435 amino acids)
Source: RefSeq, a predicted model, not a curated record
AUGAGUGAUUUGCCCCCAUUACCACCCCCACCUCCCGGUAUGGAGGAUAACAACAAUACAUCUCCAAUGUCAGAUUCAGAUUCAAAUUCAGAUUCAGAAUUACCAGACCUACCACCUCCACCCCCACCUCCUAGUGGGUUUGAUGAUGAUUUAUCGUUACCGCCUCCUCCACCACCAGGAUUUAUGGAACACGAUGACAACGAAGAUCUACCGUCCCUACCACCUCCACCUCCACCACCUUCAGGCUUCGAAGACAGAUCACUGGCUGAAUUACCUCCCCCUCCACCACCUCCUCUAACUUUAUUACAAGAGAAUGAUUUUAUAGACCAUAAUAAGAGAAGAUACGAGUCCGAAUCCAAUUCCAAUGAUGAAGAAGUCAAUCAUGCCAAACAAGUAGGUAUGAACAAGAAGAAGAAACAGAAAUUAGGUGGUGUUAUUCAUUCAAAUAAAGUGGAAAUGCCACCAGAACAUCUAAGGAAAAUCAUGGAGGGCCACAAUGAAAUGGCCUCUAAGAGGUUCGACUAUGAUAAACGUGCAUUCUUGGGAGCUUUAAAAUAUAUGCCUCAUGCAGUACUGAAACUACUUGAGAAUAUGCCACAGCCAUGGGAACAAGUGAAAGAGGUCAAAGUCCUUUAUCAUGUUACAGGUGCUAUCACUUUUGUCAAUGAGAUCCCUAGAGUCAUCGAACCCGUUUACACUGCACAAUGGUCCACGAUGUGGAUCAGUAUGAGAAGAGAGAAACGUGAUAGAACACAUUUUAAGAGGAUGAGAUUCCCCGCAUUUGACGACGAUGAACCGCCACUAUCGUACCAGGAACACAUACAACCAUUGGAGCCAUUAGAUUCAAUAACAUUACCUUUAGAUAACAAUGACGAUCAAUGGGUGAAGAAUUGGUUAUAUGAUCCACGUCCACUAGCAGAAAAUAGUAGUAAUAGUAUUGGUGUAAAUGGGACGUCGUAUAAGAAAUGGCAUUUAAAUUUGCAAACCAUGGCUAACCUUUAUAGACUCUCCACGCCUUUAAAGGAUGAAAUUCUUGAUAACAAUUAUUAUUACCUUUUCAACAAGAAGGCAUUCCUUACUUCCAAAGCCUUAAAUAAUACCAUUCCAGGUGGACCAAAAUUCGAACCCUUAUACCCCAAAGAGGAAGAAGAGGAUUUUACUGAAUUUAACUCUAUUGAUAGAAUUAUAUUCAGAGUACCCAUUAGAAGUGAAUAUAGAAUAGCGUUUCCAUAUGUUUAUAAUUCAAGACCGCGUUCUGUUAAGAUUCCAUGGUACAGUGAUCCAAUUUCAUGCCUGACAAAAAAUCUUGAAGAUGUGGAUAUCCCAGCAUUCUUUUUUGACACCUCUCUAAAUCCAAUCACCUCGGUGAGAAAUAAUAAUAAGACAAGCAGCAUGAAACUUGAGAAUAUGGAAAACGAUAAAUUUACACUACCUGAAACGUUCACUCCCCUAUUAGCAGAUGAAGAUUUAGUUCUACCAGAUACAAAGGAUGCCAUAUCAUUAUUCCAUGCUCCAUAUCCGUUCAACAGAACAUCUGGGAGAACAAUCAGAGCACAAGAUGUUUCCCUUAUUAAAAAAUGGUACUUACAACAUCCCGAUGAAGAAUAUCCUGUUAAGGUGAGAGUGUCAUACCAAAGAUUAUUGAAGAACUACGUCGCCAACGAACUCCAUACUGUGCCAGCGUCAAAUAGCAAAAAAAUUAAAUUAUUGAAAAACCUCCGAAAUACAAAGUACUUCCAACAAACAACCAUUGAUUGGGUAGAAGCAGGAUUGCAAAUAUGUUCACAAGGCCAUAAUAUGUUGAAUUUAUUAAUUCACAAAAAGGGACUAACAUACUUGCAUUUAGAUUACAAUUUUAAUCUGAAACCAACAAAAACGUUAACUACGAAGGAACGUAAGAAAUCGAGGUUCGGUAAUGCAUUCCAUUUAAUGCGAGAACUACUAAAGAUUGUGAAAUUAUUAGUUGAUGCUCACGUGCAAUACAGACUUGGCAAUGUAGACGCGUUCCAACUAGCUGAUGGUAUUUACUACAUUUUGAAUCAUCUAGGGCAACUUACCGGUAUAUACCGUUAUAAAUACAAAGUGAUGCAUCAAAUUCGUGCUUGCAAGGAUUUGAAACAUGUGGUCUACUAUAGAUUCAAUAAAAUAUUAGGUAAAGGUCCAGGUUGUGGGUUUUGGCAACCAGCAUGGAGGGUGUGGAUAUUUUUCAUAAGAGGUAUUAUUCCGUUAUUGGAAAGAUGGUUAGGUAACUUACUUAACAGACAGUUUGAAGGACGUUCUAAUGAAGUUGUAAAAACAACUACGAAGCAAAGAGUGGAUGCGUACUAUGAUUUGGAGUUAAGGGCUUCUGUCAUGAAUGACAUUCUAGAAAUGAUACCAGAAGGCAUCAGGGAUACUAAAGCAAGAACAAUAUUACAACAUCUAAGUGAGGCUUGGAGAUGCUGGAAGGCGAAUAUUCCCUGGGAUGUACCCGGUAUGCCAGAACCGAUUAAAAACAUCAUUGAAAGAUAUGUAAAAGCAAAGGCUGACGGAUGGAUGUCAUCAGCCCAUUAUAAUCGUGAACGUAUUAAACGUGGUGCACACGUUGAAAAGACAGUGAUGAAAAAGAAUUUAGGAAGAUUGACAAGAUUAUGGAUCAAGAAUGAACAGGAAAGACAACAAGAGAAGGAAAAGAACGGUCCAGAAAUUACACCUGAGGAGGCUACUUCUGUAUUUUCUACCAUGGUAAACUGGUUCGAAGAAAGAAGUUUUGCACCAAUCCCGUUCCCUCCUUUAACAUAUAAGAAUGACACAAAAAUACUUGUACUCGCCUUGGAGAACUUAAAGGAUGCAUAUGCAUCCAAGGCUCGACUAAAUGCGGCAGAAAGAGAAGAAUUGGCUUUGAUUGAAGAAGCAUAUGAUAACCCACAUGAUACCUUGAAUAGAAUCAAGAAAUAUAUCUUAACACAGCGUGUGUUUAAGCCGGUGGAUAUAACAAUGAUGGAACACUAUCAAAAUAUUUCUCCUGUCUAUGCAGUUGAUCCUCUAGAAAAAAUCACAGAUGCCUACUUAGAUCAAUAUCUAUGGUAUGAAGCUGAUCAAAGGAAAUUGUUUCCAAAUUGGAUCAAACCAAGUGAUGCAGAAAUACCGCCUCUUCUUGUAUACAAAUGGACACAAGGUAUAAAUAACCUUUCAAACGCAUGGGAUGUUACUAAAGGCCAAUCGACGGUUUUGCUGGAAACUCAAUUAGAAGAACUGGCUGAGAAGAUCGAUUUUACUCUUCUUAAUAGACUACUAAGACUAAUAAUGGAUCAAAAUAUUGCUGAUUAUAUGACUGCAAAAAAUAAUGUGGCACUCAAUUAUAAAGAUAUGAGUCAUGUUAACAAGUAUGGAUUAUUAAGAGGGCUACAAUUUUCAUCCUUUAUUUAUCAGUAUUAUGGUCUCGUAAUGGAUCUUUUGAUAUUAGGACCAGAUAGAGCAUCUGAUUUAGCAGGUCCACCAACGAUGCCCAAUGAAUUUAUGCAUUUCAAGAGUGAAGAGGUUGAAAAAAGACAUCCAAUAAAGAUGUAUUGCCGCUACCUAGAUAAGGUUUACAUUGUCUUCCAAUUUGAUGAAAAAGAUGCUGAUGACUUAACUGAGGAGUACCUCGCCGAAAAUCCUGAUCCAAAUUUCGAAAAUGCAAUAGGCUAUAAUAAUAAAAAAUGUUGGCCCCGUGAUGCUCGAAUGAGACUGAUGCGCCAAGAUGUAAACCUGGGCAGAGCAGUCUUCUGGGAAGUUCAGAGUAGAGUACCAUCCUCUUUAAUAGUAAUGGAUUGGAGCAAUUCAUUUGCGUCGGUAUAUAGCAAGAAUAACCCUAAUCUUCUAUUUACAAUGUGUGGAUUUGAAGUGAGAAUUUUACCUAAACAAAGGAUGGAUGAGGUUAUUUCCACUGAUGAAGGUGUUUGGGAUCUUAUUGAUGAAACAUCAAAGCAAAGAACAGCUAAAGCCUUUGUGAAAGUAUCAGAUGAUGAAAUUGAGAAGUUUGAUAGUAGAAUAAGAGGCAUUUUGAUGGCGGCAGGCUCGACAACAUUUACUAAGAUUGCUUCAAAAUGGAAUACCGCCGUUAUUUCUUUGUUCACCUACUUUAGAGAAGCUACCAUUUCAUCAGAACGCUUACUGGAUGUUUUGGUUAAGGCAGAAACGAGGAUUCAAAAUCGUGUGAAAUUGGGGUUAAAUUCCAAAAUGCCAACACGUUUUCCUCCAGCGGUUUUCUACACGCCAAAGGAAUUAGGGGGGCUUGGCAUGAUUAGUGCCUCACACAUUCUAAUUCCUGCUUCCGAUUUAAGUUGGUCCAAACAGACAGACACAGGUAUCACUCAUUUCCGUGCUGGUAUGACACACGAAGACGAUAAAAUUAUACCAACCAUAUUCCGUUACAUAACUACAUGGGAAAAUGAAUUCUUGGAUUCUCAAAGGGUUUGGGCGGAAUAUGCGUCGAAGCGACAAGAAGCUAUUCAGCAAAAUCGUAGAUUGGCGUUCGAAGAGUUGGAAGGAUCUUGGGAUCGAGGAAUCCCUCGUAUAAGUACCCUUUUUCAAAGAGAUAGACAUACGCUUGCGUACGAUAGAGGCCAUCGUGUACGUAAAGAAUUCAAGAAAUUUUCGUUAGAGAGAAAUAGUCCAUUUUGGUGGACUAACUCACACCAUGAUGGUAAACUUUGGAAUUUAAAUGCCUACCGUACCGAUGUUAUCCAGGCAUUAGGCGGGAUUGAAACUAUUUUGGAACAUACGUUGUUCAAAGGUACGGGGUUCAACUCUUGGGAAGGUUUAUUUUGGGAGAAAGCCUCUGGUUUUGAAGAUUCCAUGCAAUUCAAAAAACUAACCCACGCCCAAAGAACCGGUUUAAGUCAAAUUCCGAAUCGUCGUUUUACGCUUUGGUGGUCACCAACUAUCAAUAGAGCUAAUGUUUAUGUUGGUUUUGUCGUUCAAUUGGAUUUGACUGGUAUCUUUUUACAUGGUAAAAUCCCAACUCUAAAAAUCUCGUUGGUUCAGAUAUUCCGUGCCCAUUUGUGGCAGAAAAUUCAUGAAAGUAUCGUGUUUGAUAUUUGCCAAAUCCUUGAUGGUGAACUGGAUGUGCUCCAGAUUGAAACUGUGACAAAAGAGGCUGUUCACCCACGUAAAUCAUACAAAAUGAAUUCAUCAGCAGCUGAUGUUACAAUGAAUAGUGUGUCUGAGUGGGAAGUUUCCAAACCUUCUUUACUACAUGAGACAAACGAUAAAUUCAAUUCAGUAAGAACAAGUAAAAUGUGGUUUGAUGUUCAAUUGAGAUAUGGGGACUAUGACUCUCACGAUAUAUCUCGUUAUGUCCGGGCCAAAUUCAUGGAUUACACUACGGAUAAUGUAAGCAUGUAUCCUUCUCCAACAGGUGUUAUGAUUGGGAUAGAUCUAGCUUACAAUAUGUAUGAUGCCUAUGGUAGUUGGUUUAGCGGAUUAAAGCCUUUGGUUCAAAAUAGUAUGAGAACCAUAAUGAAAGCAAAUCCGGCAUUGUACGUGCUCCGUGAACGUAUCAGAAAAGGUCUUCAAAUUUAUCAAUCGAAUGUCCAAGAACCAUUCUUGAACUCGUCAAAUUACGCCGAAUUGUUUAAUAAUGACAUCAAACUUUUUGUGGAUGAUACUAACGUUUAUAGAGUUACAGUUCACAAGACUUUUGAAGGAAAUGUUGCCACGAAAGCUAUCAAUGGGUGUAUUUUUACGCUAAAUCCUAAAACCGGACAUUUAUUCCUCAAAAUUAUUCACACAUCUGUUUGGGCUGGUCAAAAACGUUUAAGUCAACUUGCAAAAUGGAAAACUGCGGAGGAAGUCAGCGCUCUAGUAAGGUCUUUACCUAAGGAAGAACAACCCAAACAAAUUAUUGUUACUCGUAAGGCAAUGUUAGAUCCAUUAGAAGUCCAUAUGCUUGAUUUCCCAAAUAUCGCGAUUAGACCAACAGAAUUAAGAUUACCGUUUUCUGCAGCACUAUCUAUCGAUAAGCUAUCAGAUGUAGUCAUGAAGGCCACAGAACCACAAAUGGUCCUAUUUAACAUUUAUGACGACUGGUUAGAAAGUGUUUCUUCAUAUACAGCAUUUUCAAGAUUAAUCCUGUUACUUCGUGCGUUAAAAACCAAUGAAGAAAAGGCUAAAAUGAUUAUAUUAGCAGACCCAACCAUACCUAUAAAACCACAUCAUCUAUGGCCAUCAUUUUCUAACGAGCAGUGGAUUAAUAUCGAAUCUCAAAUGCGUGAUCUAAUUUUGACAGAAUACGGAAAGAAGUACAACGUCAAUAUUGCCGCUUUGACCCAAACUGAAAUUAAGGAUUUAAUAUUAGGACAAAAUAUCAAGGCUCCAUCUGUGAAGAGACAGAAAAUGGCAGAGUUAGAAGCAGCAAGAUCCGGAACUCAAGAAGGUGAAGAAAAUGCUGGAGCCUCUACUGUAAUGAAAACGAAGAGCGUCAAUGCUCAAGGAGAGGAAAUAGUUGUGGUUACAUCUGCAAAUUACGAAAACCAAACCUUCAGUUCAAAGAAUGAAUGGAGACAGUCAGCUAUAGCAGCAAGCCUGUUGUAUUUACGUCUGAAAAAUAUAUACGUUUCAUCUGAAGAUUUCGUUGAAGAAAAAAAUGUCUAUGUUUUACCAAGAAAUCUAUUAAAUGACUUCAUCAAAUUAUCAGAUAUUAAAAUCCAAAUUGCAGGCUAUCUCUAUGGGAAAUCUCCAGCAGACCAUCCGAAUAUUAAAGAAGUCAAGACAAUUGUGUUGGUUCCUCAAUUAGGUAAUAGGAGAGGUGUCGAGAUGGCUAAUCUGCCAGGUAAACAUCCUCAUAAAUACUUGGAAGAUAUGGAACUGUUAGGAUGGGUGCAUACCCAAAGUGAUGAAAAUAAGUUCAUGUCUGUAAAUGAGGUUAUGACACAUGCACGUCUAUUCGGUGACCACGAUCCAAAUGCGAUUGAUUUAUCUAUGUACUCUAAACCUGGUUCAGUGUCUCUUGCGGCGUAUAACCUUUCUGAAGAGGGAUUCUUAUGGGGUAAAGAAAAUAAAGAUAAAAUUCACGAGACGCCAGAAGGUUUUGAAUCUAGGUUUACGAUCGAUGCUCAACUAUUAUUAUCCGAUCGUAUCAUGGGUAAUUUUAUUGUACCAACGUCUGAUGUAUGGAAUUAUACGUUUAUGGGGACAAGAUUUGAUCCAGAAAUGAAGUACGAAUUGAAGCUGGCCAUCCCAUUAGAGUUCUAUAAUGAGCAACAUCGUGCAACACAUUUUAUACAAUUUAAUGAGAUCCAAGAGAAUACAGAGUUGGAAGCAGAACAACAGGAUCCAUUUGCCUAA